UCACCUUCCAGACGCCGGGCGGGCAGUUCUCUGCUAAGGGAGGUGACAGCCGCGGCACCCCUCUCUGCCUCCCGUCUCCUGGCGCCCGCGAGGACCAUGUUUUCCUGCCUGCGGCCGUGGGGCGCCAGCAGCUCCUACCGGCGGGUCCCCGGGGGGCCCGAGGCGCAGAAAUGCAGUCCAGAGAAAAGUGCCUCAUUCUUCAGUAAGAUGACAUAUUCUUGGUUUAGCAGAAUAAUUAUUUUAGGCUAUAAGAAACCUUUGGAAAGAGAGGAUCUUUUUGAACUAAAUGAAAGUGAUUCCUCCUACAUUGUGUGUCCCAUCUUUGAAAAACAAUGGAGGAAGGAAGUUUUAAGGAAUCAAGAGAGGCAAAAAGUAAAGGCAUCCUUUCAUAAAGAGGCACAUACCAGGAAACCAUCCCUGCUGUAUGCAUUGUGGAACACCUUUAAGUUUGUCCUGAUUCAAGUUGCUUUAUUCAAAGUGUUUGCUGAUAUUUUGUCCUUCACUAGCCCACUCAUAAUGAAGCAACUGAUCAUUUUCUGUGAACACCGCCCAGAUUUUGGCUGGAGUGGCUAUGGUUAUGCGUUGGUGCUUUUUGUUGUAGUCUUUUUGCAAACCCUGAUCCUUCAGCAAUAUCAACGUUUUAACAUGCUCACUUCAGCAAAAAUUAAGACAGCAGUAAUUGGACUCAUCUACAAAAAGGCCCUACUUUUAUCUAAUGUUUCUCGGAAAAAGUUUUCCACUGGGGAAAUUAUCAACUUGAUGUCAGCGGAUGCCCAGCAGCUCAUGGACUUGACAGCAAACCUCAACCUCCUCUGGUCGGCCCCUUUUCAAAUCCUGAUGGCCAUAUCACUGCUUUGGCAAGAGCUGGGUCCAGCAGUGUUGGCAGGGGUGGCAGUCCUUGUGUUUGUUAUACCAAUAAAUGCUUUAGUUGCAACGAGAGUAAAAAGGCUGAAGAAAAGCCAAACGAAGAACAAAGAUAAACAGAUAAAACUACUCAAUGAGAUCUUACAUGGAAUUAAGAUCCUCAAACUUUAUGCAUGGGAACCCUCCUACAAAAAGAAGAUUAUUGAAAUUCGAGAAGAGGAAUUGGAAAUUCAAAAAUCAGCGGGGUAUCUUGCUGUGUUUUCUAUGCUGACAUUAACUUGCAUUCCAUUCUUGGUGUCCCUGGCAACGUUUGGCAUCUAUUUCUUACUGGACGAAGGAAACAUUUUAACAGCCACUAAAGUGUUCACGUCUAUGUCUCUGUUUAAUAUAUUGAGGCUUCCUCUGUUUGAUUUACCAACGGUGAUCUCAGCUGUGGUCCAGGCAAGAAUAUCAUUGGGUCGUUUGGAAGACUUUCUCAACACUGAAGAGCUUCUUCCUCAAAAUAUUGACACAAACUACAUAGGAGAUCAUGCCAUUGGUUUUACAAAUGCUUCCUUCUCCUGGGAUAAAACAGGGAUUCCAGUACUAAAAGACCUGAACAUAAAGAUUCCAGAAGGAGCUUUAGUGGCCGUUGUAGGGCAAGUUGGGUCUGGAAAAUCAUCUGUGCUUUCUGCCAUUCUGGGGGAAAUGGAGAAACUUACAGGAGUAGUUCAAAGAAAGGGCUCUGUGGCUUAUGUUUCCCAGCAGGCUUGGAUUCAGAAUUGCAUUUUGCAAGAAAACAUUCUCUUUGGCUCCAUCAUGCAGAAGCAGUUUUAUGAGCGAGUAUUGGAAGCCUGUGCUCUCCUUCCCGAUUUGGCGCAGUUACCAAAUGGAGAUCAAACUGAGAUUGGAGAAAAAGGUGUGAAUAUAAGUGGGGGCCAGAAGCAUCGAGUCAGUCUGGCCAGAGCUGUCUACAGUGGAGCUGACAUCUACCUCCUGGAUGACCCCUUGUCUGCAGUGGAUGUUCAUGUUGGAAAACAACUUUUUGAAAAAGUGAUUGGGUCCUCGGGCAUUUUGAAAGGCAAGACUCGUAUUUUAGUGACACACAACCUCACGCUUCUGCCACAGAUGGAUCUUGUCGUUGUGAUGGAAAGUGGUAGAAUAGCACAAGUGGGAACAUACCAGGAACUGCUGUCUGAAACCAAAAGCCUCACGCAUCUGCUUCAGGCCUUCAGUCAACAAGAAAAAGCCCAUGCUUUAGAGCGAGUCAGUGUAAUCAACUCCAGAACUAUACUGAAAGACCAAAUCCUGGAGCAAAACGAUAGGCCCUCAUUGGAUCAAGGAAAGCAGUUCUCAAUGAAAAAAGAAAGGAUCCCUGUUGGUGGGGUGAAGUUCUCAAUCAUUCUGAAGUACCUCCACGCCUUCGGCUGGCUCUGGGUGUGGCUGAGUGUGGCCACUUACCUAGGGCAGAAUUUGGUGGGCAUUGGACAGAAUCUAUGGCUUAGUGCCUGGGUGAAAGAAACAAAGCACGUGAAUGAGUUCACAGAAUGGAAGAAAAUAAGAAGCAAUAAACUUAACAUCUAUGGAUUAUUGGGAUUAAUGCAAGGUCUCUUUGUCUGCUCUGGAGCCUAUGUGCUCACCAGAGGGUCCCUGGCUGCCUCUCGAACGUUGCAUGCUCAGCUGUUGAAUAAUGUACUGCACCUCCCGCUCCAGUUUUUUGAAACCAAUCCCAUAGGCCAGAUCAUCAAUAGGUUCACCAAGGACAUGUUUAUCAUUGAUAUGCGUUUCCAUUACUACUUACGGACGUGGGUGAAUUGUACAUUGGACGUUGUUGGAACAAUUUUGGUCAUUGUGGGAGCUUUCCCACUCUUCAUUCUGGGAGUUAUUCCUUUAGUUUUCCUCUAUUUCACUAUACAAAGGUACUACGUGGCGAGCUCUCGGCAGAUUCGACGGUUGGCAGGAGCAUCUCGCUCUCCCGUCAUUUCCCACUUUAGUGAGACUUUAUCGGGGGUGUCCACCAUCAGAGCAUUUGGACAUGAACAGAGGUUCAUCCAGCAGAACAAAGAGGUGGUGAAUGAGAACUUGGUCUGUUUCUACAAUAAUGUAAUUUCAAACAGGUGGCUGUCUGUGAGACUUGAAUUUCUUGGCAACUUAAUGGUGUUCUUCGCUGCACUGCUUGCUGUGCUGGCUGGCAGUUCUAUAGAUUCAGCAAUAGUUGGUUUGUCCAUAUCCUAUGCCCUAAAUAUUACUCAAUCGCUGAAUUUUUGGGUAAGGAAAGCGUGUGAAAUUGAAACUAAUGCAGUUUCCAUUGAAAGAGUUUGUGAAUAUGAAAAUAUGGAUAAAGAGGCACCCUGGAUAAUGUCUAAAAGGCCUCCACCACAAUGGCCCAAUAAAGGGAUAGUGGAAUUUAUUAAUUAUCAGGCUCGAUACCGAGAUGACCUUGGUUUAGCAUUACAAGAUAUCACUUUCCAGACUCACGGGGAAGAGAAGAUUGGAAUUGUGGGAAGAACUGGAGCAGGCAAAUCAACACUAUCAAAUUGCCUAUUUAGAAUUGUGGAGAGAUCAGGAGGCAAAAUCAUUAUUGAUGGAAUUGACAUAUCGACUAUUGGACUUCAUGACCUUCGUGGCAAACUUAAUAUUAUUCCACAGGAUCCUGUUUUAUUUUCUGGAACCCUUCAAAUGAACCUGGAUCCCCUAGACGAGUAUUCCGAUAGCGAGCUGUGGGAGGUGCUAGAACUGUGUCAUUUAAAAGAGUUUGUGCAGUCCCUUCCCAAGAAGCUGCUGCACGAGAUUUCAGAGGGUGGUGAAAACCUCAGCGUUGGACAACGGCAGCUCGUCUGUCUUGCUCGUGCUUUGCUUCGAAAAAAAAAAAUUCUCAUCUUGGAUGAGGCAACGGCCUCCAUCGAUUUUGAGACCGAUAACUUGGUGCAGACCACAAUCAGGAAGGAGUUUUCCGAUUGCACCAUCCUGACGAUUGCUCACAGACUGCGUUCUAUCAUUGAUUCAAACAGGGUGCUCGUUCUAGACUCUGGAAGGAUUAUAGAAUUCGAAACACCACAGAAUUUGAUAUGCCAGAAAGGAAUUUUCUUUGAAAUGCUAACAGAAGCUGGACUAACACAAGACUCAGGGACAGAAGAUAAAUAAUUUUAGCUGUAUGCUGAUUACACCGAAUAAAAAAAUUGAUUAGUAUUUAAAAAAAUAAUGACAGAGGAGAAAUGCACAAAGGCGGGCCCCUGGCUACACACUGGCACAAAUAUGAAUAAGCACCGUUGUUCUAACCAUCCUGGGCUGUACCCAACCUUCUGUCUUCCAUUCAUGCCCUCCGGAAUAUCUGCCUUCUCUGCAUUGCCCAAAGUGCUAAAUGCCACUUACCCUUUAAGUCUCUGACUUUGUUCAGGAGUCACCUUAUCCACAAAGCCUUCCCUGAUUUCCCCUCCUGCUCUCCAGUCUCAUCUCAAUGUUCUUUUUCUGUGCUCUCACAAGCUCCACGUGCAUACCUUUAUCAUGGCAUGGACUAUACUCUAUUGUAAUGCUUUUAGUCUGUCUCCCCACUAAAGCUACUUGAAGGCAAGUACCCAGUUUUAGUAGUCUUUGUAUGUUAGGUUCCUAGCAUGGUGAUUUUCAUAUAGUUGAUACUCAACAAACGUUUGUAGAAUGACUGACUAGGCAUUUUAGAGUAAUAUGAUACAGGUACUUAUAUACAUAAUAAUAUGUGUCGAGCUACUGUACAGUAUAUAAAUUGUGGAGUAAUCACAGAAAAAAUAUUGUUAUUCAGCUGCUUUUUGGAAAUAGUAAUUAUAUAUUAUUAACUGAAUUUUAUGGUAUGCCUUAUUUAAAAAUAAAAAUAUAUUUUUUAGUUUUAAAAAUAAAAAUUUACUAUUUACUUUGAGUAAAAACCAAUAUUUUCCAUGGAACAUCAGUUUUUGGCUGGAUUAACCUCAGCGAGUCAUGUGUCAAAUGGUAUACAUUCACAAGAAGAUUGUUGUAGUACUAAUUAUAUUUUGAAGGGCUUUUUCAUUUAGUAGUUUUAUGAAUAGAAGCAACAUUAUUUCUCCGAAUUGCCCUUCAAAUUUGAAGUGUUCAGACUUAAACAGUAUUUUCCUUUCAAGAUGAUUUUAAUAAAAUAUUUUAACAUGUUCUUUAAGCUCCACUAACCAUUUCUUUUAUCCUCCUUUUCUCCUUCCUUUGCAACAACCUUGUACAACCUUUCUAUAUCCCCCAAGAGUGUUUAUGAAAAGUUGCCUUAAAUUAAAAAACACUAUAUUAUCUAAAGCCUCCUCCUAUUAGAAUGUAAGCUACUUGAAGUGUUGUCCUGUCUUUACAAUCCCUGAAGUGCCUACUACUCUGCUUUUACUCAUUACUCAUUUUACACAUUGAAUAAAUAUCUGCUGAAC
Messenger RNA from Diceros bicornis minor, 5237 nucleotides. Its product is annotated as multidrug resistance-associated protein 1-like. Gene Ontology annotation, cellular component: membrane. The transcript is spliced from 28 exons. The coding region runs from base 97 to 3987 and encodes 1296 amino acids. Gene Ontology annotation, molecular function: ATP binding; ATP hydrolysis activity; ABC-type transporter activity. The record is from RefSeq and is a predicted model, not a curated record. Lineage: Eukaryota; Metazoa; Chordata; Mammalia; Perissodactyla; Rhinocerotidae. Gene Ontology annotation, biological process: transmembrane transport.